Messenger RNA from Closterium sp. Naga37s-1, 5550 nucleotides. NCBI's taxonomy places the organism in Eukaryota, Viridiplantae, Streptophyta, Zygnematophyceae, Desmidiales, Closteriaceae. The record is from the annotation of a GenBank genome assembly.
GUGGAAGGCUUUGUGCUGAUGGGAGUGAGCAAGAGAGGACUGAUGGCAUGGCUGACGGCAGCUAUGGAUAAGAGGGUGGUGGGCAUAGUGGCGUACGGCUUUGACCUGCUUGACUUUGGGCGCAACUUCCAGCACCUGCACGACUCGCUGGGCGCGUGGCCGGUCAUCCUCAAGUUCUACGCCAUCUUCAACGUCACCUCCCAGCUGCAGUCGCCCCAGUUCCAGCGGCUCACUACGCUUCGUUUCCUCUCACUCAUGUCCACUUCUCUACCUGGCUCAUCACCCCUUGCUGCCCACAUCACCCCUUGCUGCGCACAUCACCCCUUGGUCGGCCAACUGCAGGAGGACACGGACCCAUACUACUACAGGGAGCGCCUCACCAUGCCCAAGCUGCUCGUCAGUGCCGCCAACGAUGAAGUGCUGGCACUAGAUGACACAUGUGGUGCGUGGGGCCACAUUCCCGUUUUCCCUGCUCUGCUCUGCCAUGCCAGGUACAUCUGGUGGAACGACAUGCUGGAGCCAAAGCUGCUCAAGAUAAUGGCCAACUCGGAGCACAUGCAGAUCCACGUCAACCAAUGGGUGAGCACAUGCAGAUCCACGUCAACCAAUGGCUUGAUGGCCAACAUCACACUUCCCCCAACCCCCCCAUGCCCUCUUUCCCAAAACCCUCUCCACCACCCCUCUCCACCACCCCUCUCCACCACCCCUCUCCACCACCCCUCUCCACCACCCCUCUCCACCACCCCUCUCCACCACCCCUCUCCACCACCCCUCUCCACCACCCUCUCCACCACCCCUCUCCACCACCCUCUCCACCACCCCUCUCCACACCCUCUCACCACCCCUCUCCACCACCCCUCUCCACCACCCCUCUCCACCACCCCUCUCCACCACCCCUCUCCACCCCCUCUCCACCACCCCUCUCCACCACCCUCUCCACCACCCCUCUCCACCACCCCUCUCCACCACCCCUCUCCACCACCCCUCUCCACCACCCCCUCUCCACCACCCCUCUCCACCACCCCUCUCCACCACCCCUCUCCACCACCCCUCUCCACCACCCCUCUCCACCACCCCUCUCCACCACCCUCUCCACCACCCCUCUCCACCACCCCUCUCCACACCCUCUCCACACCCCUCUCCACCACCCCUCUCCACCACCCCUCUCCACCACCCCUCUCCACCACCCCUCUCCACCACCCCUCUCCACCACCCCUCUCCACCACCCCUCUCCCCACCACCCCUCUCCACCACCCCUCUCCACCACCCCUCUCCACACCCCUCUCCACCACCCCUCUCCACCACCCCUCUCCACCACCCCUCUCCACCACCCCUCUCCCACCCCCCUCUCCCACCCCUCUCCACCACCCCUCUCCACCACCCCUCUCCACCACCCCCUCUCCACCCCUCUCCACCACCCCUCUCCACCACCCCUCUCCACCACCCCUCUCCACCACCCCUCUCCACCACCCCUCUCCACCACCCCUCUCCACCACCCCUCUCCACCACCCCUCUCCACCACCCCUCUCCACCACCCCUCUCCACCACCCCUCUCCACCACCCCUCUCACCACCCUCUCCACCACCCCUCUCACCACCCUCUCCACCACCCACCCCUCUCCACCACCCCUCUCCACCACCCUCUCCACCACCCCUCUCCACCACCCCUCUCCACCACCCCUCUCCACCACCCCUCUCCACCACCCCUCUCCCCACCCCUCUCCACCACCACCCUCUCCACCACCCCUCUCCACCACCCCUCUCCACCACCCCUCUCCACCACCCCUCUCCACCACCCCUCUCCACCACCCCUCUCCACCACCCCUCUCCACCACCCCUCUCCACCACCCCUCUCCACCACCCCUCUCCACCACCCCUCUCCACCACCCCUCUCCACCACCCCUCUCCACCACCCCUCUCCACCACCCCUCUCCACCACCCCUCUCCACCACCCCUCUCCACCACCCCUCUCCACCACCCCCUCUCCACCACCCCUCUCCACCACCCCUCUCCACCACCCUCUCCACCACCCCUCUCCACCACCCCUCUCCACCACCCCUCUCCACCACCCCUCUCCACCACCCCUCUCCACCACCCCUCUCCACCACCCCUCUCCACCACCCCUCUCCACCACCCCUCUCCACCACCCCUCUCCACCACCCCUCUCCACCACCCCUCUCCACCACCCCUCUCCACCACCCCUCUCCACCACCCCUCUCCACCACCCCUCUCCACCACCCCUCUCCACCACCCCUCUCCACCACCCCUCUCCACCACCCCUCUCCACCACCCCUCUCCACCACCCCUCUCCACCACCCCUCUCCACCACCCCUCUCCACCACCCCUCUCCACCACCCUCUCACCACCCCUCUCCACCACCCCUCUCCACCACCCCUCUCCACCACCCCUCUCCACCACCCCUCUCCACCACCCCUCUCCACCACCCCUCUCCACCACCCCUCUCCACCACCCCUCUCCACCACCCCUCUCCACCACCCCUCUCCACCACCCCUCUCCACCACCCCUCUCCACCACCCCUCUCCACCACCCCUCUCCACCACCCCUCUCCACCACCCCUCUCCACCACCCUCUCCACCACCCCUCUCCACCACCCCUCUCCACCACCCCUCUCCACCACCCCUCUCCACCACCCCUCUCCACCACCCCUCUCCACCACCCCUCUCCACCACCCCUCUCCACCACCCCUCUCCACCACCCCUCUCCACCACCCCUCUCCACCACCCCUCUCCACCACCCCUCUCCACCACCCCUCUCCACCACCCCUCUCCACCACCCCUCUCCACCACCCCUCUCCACCACCCCUCUCCACCACCCCUCUCCACCACCCCUCUCCACCACCCCUCUCCACCACCCCUCUCCACCACCCCUCUCCACCACCCCUCUCCACCACCCCUCUCCACCACCCCUCUCCACCACCCCUCUCCACCACCCCUCUCCACCACCCCUCUCCACCACCCCUCUCCACCACCCCUCUCCACCACCCCUCUCCACCACCCCUCUCCACCACCCCUCUCCACCACCCCUCUCCACCACCCCUCUCCACCACCCCUCUCCACCACCCCUCUCCACCACCCCUCUCCACCACCCCUCUCCACCACCCCUCUCCCCCACCCCUCUCCACCCCCCCUCUCCACCCCCCUCUCCACCACCCUCUCCACCACCCCCUCUCCACCACCCCUCUCCACCCCCCCUCUCCACCACCCCCUCUCCACCACCCCUCUCCACCACCCCCUCUCCACCACCCCUCUCCACCACCCCUCUCCACCACCCCUCUCCACCACCCCUCUCCACCACCCCUCUCCACCACCCCUCUCCACCACCCCUCUCCACCACCCCUCUCCACCACCCCUCUCCACCACCCCUCUCCACCACCCCUCUCCACCACCCCUCUCCACCACCCCUCUCCACCACCCCUCUCCACCACCCCUCUCCACCACCCCUCUCCACCACCCCUCUCCACCACCCCUCUCCACCACCCCUCUCCACCACCCCUCUCCACCACCCCUCUCCACCACCCCUCUCCACCACCCUCUCCACCACCCCUCUCCACCACCCCUCUCCACCACCCCUCUCCACCACCCCUCUCCACCACCCCUCUCCACCACCCCAUCUCCACCACCCCUCUCCACCACCCCUCUCCACCACCCCACUCCACCCCCCCUCUCCACCCCCCCUCUCCACCACCCCACUCCACCCCCCCUCUCCACCCCCCCUCUCCACCCCCCUCUCCACCCCCCCUCUCCACCCCCCCUCUCCACCCCCCUCUCCACCCCCCCCUCUCCACCCCUUCUCUCCACCCCCCCCUCUCCACCCCCCCUCUCCACCCCCCCUCUCCACCCCCCCUCUCCACCCCCCCUCUCCACCCCCCCUUCUCCACCCCCCCUCUCCACGCCCCCUCUCCACUCCCCCUCUCCACCCCCCCUCUCCACCCCCCCUCUCCACCACCCCUCUCCACCCCCCCCUCUCCACCCCCCCCACUCCACCCCCCCUCUCCACCCCCCCCUCUCCACCCCCCCCUCUCCACCCCCCCUCUCCACCCCCCCUCUCCACCCCUUCUCUCCACCCCCCCCUCUCCACCCCCCCUCUCCACCACCCCACUCCACCCCCCCUCUCCACCCCCCCUCUCCACCACCCCACUCCACCCCCCCUCUCCACCCCCCCUCUCCACCCCCCCUCUCCAACCCCUCUCUUCAACCCCCACUCCCGUCCACAGGCCAACCAAGCAACGCUCUCCUUCCUCUCCUCUCUCCUGCACGUCAACUCCUCCUGCGCCUCUCUCCCCGCCUCCUCCCGCCCCUCCCUCACCUGGACUCGCCCCUCCAACGCCCCCCCUUCUCCCCGCCGCCGCAAGCGCUUCGACCAAACAGAGGGCACGGGGUUGUUUGCCCGGGAAGAAAGGGAAACGGCAGAGGCUCAGGCAGAAGGAGGAGGAGGGGGGGUGGUGGGAACAGAAGGAGACGCGCUGACCAAUCAGGAGCAGCCACCGCAUCCCUGGAGCUGCGUGCCUCAGCUGGCAGCUGUCGACUGGCCUAAGCUGAGGUGGCGGUUUGAUUGGUCCACGUUCACCAUUCAUGCCACGUCAGACAGGAAGCCACUGGCGGUUAGAGCAUGGACUGGCAAAACAGCCAGCGAGCGACGAGACUUCCGCUUCGUGCUGCAGCGAGGCUCCAAGGGUUGCCCAACCCCUCUCUCCUCUGCACCUGCUUCCCUCUCUCCCUUCAUCCCCUCGAUUCUCUCAACACGUUCUCCAUCUCACCCUCUCCUCCUCCCUCCCUCUCCUGGCAGUAUGGUGCCAACGAUACCGGGCACGUGUGCAGGCAAGUUCGACCUGUGUGUGUGCACGCCACGCCCCUCUUCCUCUGUUGCACCUGCUCGCCUCUCUCCCUUCAUUCUCUCCCCCUUCCCACCCUCCCACCACCUCCCUCCCCUUCGCCUCAGCACGGCGCCCAUGCCAACAGUGCCAGGCACGUACGCAGGCAAGUUCGACCUGUGUGUGCAGGCCACGCCAUUCUUCCUCUGUUGCACCUGUUCACCUCUCUCCCUUCAUUCCUCUCCACCCUUCCCACCCUCCCACCACCCCCCUCCCCCUGCCCUCAGCACGGCUCCCAUGCCAACGGUGCCAGGCACGUAUGCAGGCAAGUUUGACCUGUGUGUGCAGGCCACGCCAUUCUUCCUGCACACCGUCUCGCCGCCCAAGCAGCACUCCGACGAUGGCUUGUGGCACUUCAGCUCCACCAUCAGCGACGUUCCCAAGCACGGGCGGCAAGGGAAGAGAGGAUGGGCGGGGGUGCUGGUGCUGCCAGCCAACUCACGCCACCCUUUCAUCUUCGCCCCCCGUCCCUGCCACAUCCCCCCCCCAAAGCAGAUGCCGCGGGUGAGGCGUGGCAGGGCGCGGGUGUUGCUGCUGGGAGCUCACGGCGGCCAACCGCCCCACACCACGUCCCUAGCGGGUCUGCUGGCGCGCUGGCGGGUCCGGAGGCGCAUUGGCGGACCGCUGGCAGGGCCGUUGGCGGGCUCCCUUGCGCGCUGA